This is a messenger RNA of Gopherus evgoodei (Goodes thornscrub tortoise), 6905 nucleotides long. RefSeq names its product potassium voltage-gated channel subfamily A regulatory beta subunit 2 (gene KCNAB2). The transcript is spliced from 16 exons. Gene Ontology annotation, molecular function: transmembrane transporter binding; potassium channel regulator activity; voltage-gated potassium channel activity. The record is from RefSeq and is a predicted model, not a curated record. Gene Ontology annotation, biological process: potassium ion transport; transmembrane transport; regulation of potassium ion transmembrane transport. Gene Ontology annotation, cellular component: juxtaparanode region of axon; voltage-gated potassium channel complex; cytoplasm. Lineage: Eukaryota; Metazoa; Chordata; Testudines; Testudinidae. The coding region runs from base 485 to 1588 and encodes 367 amino acids.
UAGUCUGAAGCACCUGUGAGUACAGUUAGUGUAUAUUGGCUGGCAGAGUGAAACUUGCCGAGUCAGGAUUUGAGACCCGCAUAAGAUAUUUUUGCUGCAGUAAUAGCAAAGGGUUUUAUUUACUUCUGCCUGUACUCCGUUGAAUGGAUUUCAGCCUGGCCGUGAGACUAGAUUAAUUGGCUUUUUUCAGAGAGUGAAAGGGAACGGGGUAAAAAUAACGAAAUAAAAUAUCUCCUGUAUUUGUAUCCAACUGUCUUGGUUGCUCAUGGUCCCAGUGGAUUGGUACUUCACACUGUCUGUCUUCUAGGUUCUUUAGAACCUCCUUCUCUGCCAGUUUGUUUUUUAGUUGAUUUUUUUUUUCCAAUUGCACAUCUUCAUUCCUGGAAAAAAAUCCAUUCAAAAUUUGAGUUGAAUUUUUGUGUCCUCUGAUCGUAAGGCAAGAAGGUAAAAAAGAAAACUGAGCUUGAAGACCGAGGUUGGCUCAAUGUAUCCAGAAUCUACCACUGACUCCCCUGCUCGACUCUCGCUAAGACAGACUGGCUCUCCAGGGAUGAUUUACAGUGCUCGAUAUGGGAGUCCCAAACGACAGCUCCAGUUCUACAGAAAUCUUGGGAAAUCGGGGUUGCGAGUGUCCUGCCUUGGCUUAGGAACAUGGGUGACGUUUGGAGGGCAGAUUACAGAUGAGAUGGCAGAACAGCUGAUGACUUUAGCAUAUGACAAUGGCAUUAACCUGUUUGACACAGCAGAAGUCUAUGCUGCUGGGAAGGCUGAAGUUGUGUUGGGAAAUAUUAUUAAGAAGAAGGGUUGGAGGCGCUCUAGCCUGGUCAUAACAACCAAAAUCUUCUGGGGAGGAAAAGCAGAGACUGAGAGGGGACUCUCCAGAAAACACAUCAUAGAAGGUCUGAAGGCUUCCUUAGAACGGCUGCAGUUAGAGUACGUGGAUGUCGUGUUUGCUAACAGACCAGAUCCCAACACACCCAUGGAAGAGACGGUGAGAGCAAUGACUCAUGUUAUCAACCAGGGAAUGGCCAUGUACUGGGGAACGUCGCGCUGGAGCUCCAUGGAGAUCAUGGAAGCUUACUCAGUGGCACGGCAGUUUAACCUAAUCCCGCCGAUUUGUGAGCAAGCCGAGUACCACAUGUUCCAGAGGGAGAAGGUGGAGGUGCAACUCCCUGAGCUCUUUCACAAGAUCGGGGUUGGUGCCAUGACCUGGUCCCCGCUGGCCUGUGGAAUUGUUUCUGGGAAAUAUGAUGGCGGAAUCCCUCCUUACUCUAGAGCAUCGCUGAAGGGAUACCAGUGGCUAAAAGACAAGAUCCUGAGCGAAGAGGGAAGGAGACAGCAAGCAAAGCUGAAGGAGCUGCAAGCCAUUGCAGAGCGCCUGGGAUGCACCCUGCCACAGCUCGCCAUCGCCUGGUGUCUGAGGAAUGAAGGAGUCAGCUCCGUUUUGCUAGGCGCUUCCAGUGCAGACCAAUUAAUGGAGAAUAUCGGAGCAAUACAGGUUCUUCCAAAAUUGUCCUCUUCCAUUAUACAUGAGAUUGAUAGUAUUUUGGGCAAUAAACCAUACAGCAAAAAGGACUACAGAUCCUAACUGUGCCUACUGGCCCCUGGACUCACUCUCAACUCCUAGCCUUUUGUUUGCUUGCUUAAGCUUUACUGAAGCCAAUUGAAGAGUGUGAUUGGCAUCAAAAGAAUACAACAUGGCAAGAUGUGUUAGAGAAAUUGUGUAAAAUGUUGCUGCAAGAUGACAUAUGCUUAUUAUGUAACAUUUAUUUUGAAUGCAAGAAGAGUCACAGAUUGGGAAGGGUAUGUCAGAGCUGUGAUUUUACCCUCGAUGAUUGGCCUCUGUGCUUCCUUUUUUUAAAAGAAGAAACUACUUUUUUCACAAACACACACAGAAUAUCACUGCUUUUUGUUAAUUCCAGCUCCUAUACAAUGUGCUUGACUAUUCAGAUCUGACACAUACACCAUUUAACUGGAAGAAUUAGAGUCUCCAUUUCAAAAGCAAUGCUGGCUUUACAAGGAUCUGGCUACUGUGAGUGUGGGGGACUGUAUGUGGUAACAUCUAGGCUGUUUUGAGAAACAGCUGUUUUGAGAGUACUGCUUGCAUCUCCUAACUGGUUCUGUUCUUUAGUUCACUCUGUAUUUGUUUCUGUUGGAGAAGAUUGUAUUUUUUGAAGUAUUCAAAGUGAAUCAGCCAAGUUCUUGGCAAGCAGCUGUAAGAGUUCAUGCUCCACGAUUCAGUAGCCUCCCCGAGGCCUGCACUGGGGUUGGGGGUGUUUGUCUCGAUGCUUUUUUUUAUUUUUCUGGUGCCUCAUCUUGAUCUUCCGAGGUGGCGUUGCUAAUCACACAAGGCCUGAGCCCACUCAGUUCCAGUCAGGGGGCUUUCUCUCCCUGUGAACAGGCUAUGUCCUCAGCCCAAGCGCCUGUUGGCCUCAGUGGGCUUCCUGGCGUUUUGCUGAGGACAGAGUGCAGGAUGCAGUUUGUGGCUUUGAAGAGAAGUGGCGUGUUGGCAUUGAAGGCAUUCCAGUAAGAAUCCCUCACUGUGCUAGUGCUUUUCUCUCUAGCAGGCAGUGCUAUUUUAACAUGAGCAUCUUGUAGGUUUCAUUAUUUCCUCUGUAAUUCACUCAGGUCUAGGUUGUCACUGUAAACUUCAGAUUAGUUGUAAAUGUCUAGUAUAAACAUUGUACAUGUGAAACAGUGUAACUGCUUAGUAUGAAAGAGAGCAGAGACCUUCAAUUAAUCUGUCCAGGAAACAUUCCACUUUAAUUUUAGAUGCUUGAUUUCCUUAACACCCAGAAUCGAAUGAGAGAUUUCGUAAGCAACCUCUCGACCUGCGUGAUCCUGUCGUUGCUUUAAAAGGAGCAGGGCAGACAGGGAUUUAGUUUACAUGUGUUCUGAGGACAAUCCUAGAGAAUCAUUACCAGCUGCACACAAUAAAUGAUGGUAAUAAGCUAUUUAAUCCCAGUACCAAGAGGAUGUACCACCAGACUUGCGGCUGUGUCAGGUCUGUGGCCGGGUGCUGCUCAGUAACGAGGAUACUGCACACUGGACUGAACAGCUGUAGUGCAUAUUUUUGAGAAUCUUUUUGCCUUUGCAAACAAAAAAAAUAUUUUUUGUGUUACAAAAUCAUUAUUCUUGUUUCAGAUGCCUGACUUGUGUAGGCCGCCACCUAAUAUGGUACCAACUUUCCCCUAAAAUUUCAGACUGCAUUUGUAGAUACUUGCGUCACUGAUGACAUAUGUGCACAGCUCUCACUGGGGGAAAUACUCAUUUGAGCAGCAGAUAGCUUGGUCUCGCUUGCCAGAUGAAUUACUUCAGUAGACUGCUAGCUUCCCCAGUUCCAUUAAAGAUUAAGCUCAUCUUAAAAAGGAGGAGACUUUUUCAGGAAUUUAGACUAAGUGUUACAAUGUUGUGAGUCAACGUAAUAUAACAGUCAACAAAUACAUACUCAUUUCCUGUCGUAAACUCAGGUACCAUUGCUGGUGUUGUUAAACAGAUGCCACUUUCCACCCUAGAGGUGGCUGCAUUUCAUUGUUGGCUAGAUGGAUCCCUUUGGGAUGCUUCGGAAAAUCAGAUGCUAUAGGAUAAGCCAUUUCACACUAGGUGGUCUGAGAUGUAAAAGCCACAGAAGUUUGCAUUACUGUAGUAAUCGCAUACUUCAAUUUUUGGUAUAAUGUUGGCAGUAUUUUCUCAGACUAUUGCAUCGAUAACAAGGGGAGAGCUCCUGGGAGCUUAGAACAGAAUCUUAUCUGUAGUCUACCAUGUGGUUAGGUUUCUCCUAACCUUAAGGUGCAGAAUUACUCCAACACUUAUCUAAUAUGGAUUGUCCACAGAGAAGGCAGAGUAAUAUUUAUGAACUAUGACAAUGCAACAAUGGUGAGGAAUCAUUGUUCCCUGGCAGGAGUGAACACUUUCCAGGACUCUGACUGCAUUGAUUUAGGGUUUACAAAUAUCAGUGCUGCUUUUCCGUUUUUUCUCUUUCCAGGGGCAGCUGUUCCAAGCACAGAGCACUCCCCAGGCAGCACUUUAGGAGCUGAGAACUUGCUCUGAAAAUGCCCUUGCCUCUGUUUGGCGUUUGUGCAGAGAUUGUGUGUGUGUGUGUGUGUGUGUGUGUACGUGGGUCACACAAACCUCUCUAGCAGAGCAGUGACCUAACCCACAAAAAAAUCACACACAUCUAGUGGCAGGGCUUGAUCUGGUUCCAUUAAGGCAUUUUAAAACAGCCCUUAGCUGUGUCCUCCCAACACCUUAGGUUACUGCAGUGGGAGGAGAACCAGCUAACUUGUGGAAAGCUGAUUCGCUCUGACACUUUUUGUCUUGCUCAUUUUAAAAAGGCAUUUCUACACCCCCCACGGGACUGGUCUCUUUGCAGCCAGGCAUGUGGGCUCAGGCUGUGUCAACUUAGUUCCCAGCCCAGGGGGUAGAGGCCUUGGCUCAAUCCCCAGUGCAGACAGCCAAAUUGUGAUUUGCACCCAUGUAGUUUAUUCCUGAUUGACUCUGCAAAUUAGAAUAGAAAUGACACCUGCUUCUGCCUCUGCUGGUCUGCAGCAUGGGUCUGUAACCUCACUGGUGCCCAGAUCCAGUGUAACCAAAGGGCCAUAAGACCAAUGUGUGCAAUGCUGUCUUGCCCAGCCACUGCUGUUCCUGCUCCCCCAUCACUAUCCAGUCCCAGCCCCUGCCCUAUUGUAAUCAGUCCCUGGUUAUGGCCACAAAAUGCUGCUCUGAGGACUGUGCAUGUGGCUGCCCAGUUUUUCAGGCCUGAUGCUUGUUGCUACUGAAUUUAAAUUUCCUAGUAGAGUCUGUACAACUUUUAAUCCAGCCUCAAUUUGUAAGCUGCUGUAAAAAUGCAGUGGGUCAGUUGCAUAGGGUAAUAGCUCCCUGCAGCACUGCAUGUGCAUUGGGGCGGGCUUUUCUGGCAGGCAGGAUGGGCAAGAGCCUGUCUCAAUGCUCUCUGUUCAUUGUGCUGGGCUGUGCACCCAGGUAGGCGGCCACGGCACCAUCCUGCCAAAGUUCCAGCUUGGCCUUCUCACUCCAGCUCUGCAGGCUGGGGCGGAGGGUCUGGGGCCAUAACCUCCCCCGUGCUGCACACCCACCCGGCUGAACCGCAGUGGAACUCCUGAGCCUGUCUAUCCCAAGCACCUAGGGUGGCAAGGGAAGGAGGCACAGCUGAGCAAAUUGGUUGGUUACUUCUUUCUUAGGCCCCUGGGCACUUGCAGAACAUUCUCCCCAGUUUAAAGAUAGGAAUCUGUAAUGUAAGUGCCUGAGAGGGUCCCUUUUACCUGAACGCACACAGUAGGCGUGUACAGGAGCACCCGGUGCAGGGUGUUCUCCAGUGACUCCACCCCAGUGUGAGCAGCAACAAGGGCAGUGGAUCAGCAUCUGCUCUACCUGCCGGUCGUAUGUUCCAUAAAGCAGGUCAGGUGUCAGGCCUGCCCUCUGCUAGAAACACAGAAGCUGUUCACUGCAGUGGCUGUGCACUAGCACAGAGGGCUGGGACCAUCAUGAGACUUUGGGGAGGAGGGUGGUUGUUUGUAAAGACCCCAUUAUUUACUUCUUGGUAAUAACUUAAGCCCAGUGUGGAGUUGCUGAGUCUAAUAACAUUAGCGCCUUGCUUCUUGUCUGUUACAAAAGUGUUCGUCAGGGCCAUUUCUUCCUCAGCCUGCACACCCGGUACAGAGACUGGCCGCAUGCCAUGGAUGGCAGUCCUGCACAGCUCUGACCAGCCCCUUGGAUUCCAGGCCUUAAGGUGAACUCAAGAGGCCAGGCAGGGUCCUUCGGGCCUGGGUGUGAGUGAAUUGCAGUCACGCGGGUUUUACCAAAUGCCCAAAGUCAUUGUUACCUGCUGACAGUGCUGGGCCAGCGCAUCCAUCAGUGACGCUAAGCUCAGCACUUGAAUUUCAAGAACUGACUCAAGGAUUUGGCAGGACUGAUGACUGCAACCCUUCACCCUGACCCCCCGCUCCUUCUGCUCCCUGGGGCAUAGCAGGCCUGUUCCUAACCCAGUGUAAAUAUAUAUUUACAUGGAAUGUGAUCGCCCGCUGUUGUGAGCAGGCGAAUAAAUGUCUAGCUUAUGGGCCCUGCGAAAGGGCCUGCUGCUGGGGUAGCGGCUGCCCUUGGCGCAGUGAGUAGUUGCCUUUAGUGGUGUGGUGGUGGUAAUCCCAAACAGAAAUGCCCCAGAAAAGUGCAGGAUGUUGGGCUUGCUCCCCAGUGGAAGGCAGGAGUUCAAAUCUCUCCUGUGUGAGGAAUGAUCAGAGAAAGUUCCCCACAGGGACGGGAGAGUGUGAGGUGCUGACUCAGCCUUGCCUGCGAUUGCACGUUAGUGGCUGUUGUUUGCCUGGCUUGUCUAAUGUUACCUGCAGCCCCAGUGUCCCUAGGGGGCACUGUGUAGUGCUGCACUUGUUCAAAUGAAAGGGGGAGGGACCACCCCCAGACACCAACCCCUGCUCCUAUGGCCCUCGAGUAAUCCUUCCCAGAGCUGUUGGAGGGUCAGACCAGAAAACCCCUCGGUGUCCUAGCCCCAGGGAUUCUCUCUGGUUCCUGUGUACGAGGAGUGUACUGUGGGUGAGCAGGUGCGGUCUGGCUGUUGUGUGUGUGCUCCUGUGCUUUCGCCACCAUUCAGCAAGCCCUGCUAUUCACCAUGGAAAAUUCCGCUGCACCCAGUAGCUGUGAAUACCCAACACCAGUUAUUGUCCUGUCCUAUGGUCAAUCCUUGUAUGUAAAUAAAGCACUUUCUUUUUAGAGAGAGAGAGAGAUGUCUCUAGGACUGUGAUUAUACUAGCUCUAACUGCAUAAACAAUAGGCAAAGCCAGCUGGCUGCAUUGUGCUGCUGAAAGAUGAUUGUGACUAAUAUUCAGCUACUGUAUUUAUGGAAUGACAAAAUAAAAGACCAGCCUAAUAUGUCUGUA